Molecule: messenger RNA, 2514 nt
Organism: Ipomoea nil (Japanese morning glory)
Lineage: Eukaryota; Viridiplantae; Streptophyta; Magnoliopsida; Solanales; Convolvulaceae
Product: receptor-like protein kinase HSL1
Exons: 1
Coding region: 1-2514 (837 amino acids)
Biological process (GO): protein phosphorylation
Molecular function (GO): protein kinase activity; ATP binding; protein binding
Source: RefSeq, a predicted model, not a curated record
AUGACGAAUUUACUCCGGUGCUUUUCCAUAUUUCCGUCUUAUCUUUUCCUGUUUCUCUUUUCCUUAAUGCCCUUUGCGGUGAUUUCGCAAUCUCCGGUGACCGACCGUGAUAUCUUAUUGGAGGUGAAACGGCGGUGGGGUAAUCCGCCGUCUCUUGAAGGAUGGAACGCCACCUCCUCGCCGUGUAGCUGGCCGGAGAUUGAGUGCUCCGGCGGCUCCGUCACCGGAAUCUUUUUAAAGGAGUAUGACAUCGUGUCGGAAAUUCCGGCCAAUAUUUGCGGCCUUAAAAAUCUCACCGCCCUCGAUCUUUCCUUGAAUUAUAUUCCGAACAAUUUUCCGACGGGUUUGUAUAACUGCUCGAAGCUGGAGUACUUGGACCUCUCUCAGAACUUCUUCGUGGGCCCCAUUCCUUCCGACAUUGACCGGCUCCGGAACCUCCGCCACCUCGACCUCGGCGGCAAUAAUUUCACCGGCGACGUCCCGCCUACCAUCGGGAACCUGACGGAGCUCCGGUUUCUACAUCUGUACUCCAAUCUGUUCGACGGUACUUUCCCCGUUGAAAUCUCCAAAUUGUCGAAUCUGGAAAGCCUGGGAAUGGCGUUCAACAACUUCUCGCCGGCGGCCAUCCCGCCGGAGUUCGGUAACCUUAAGAAGCUCAAGUUUAUCUGGUGGCGGGUCGCGAAUCUGAUCGGAGAAAUUCCGAGAGGCUUCGAGAAUCUAUCGAGCCUUGAGUAUUUGGAUUUUGCUUAUAAUAGUUUAGAAGGCGAAAUCCCAGGGGGAUUGUUCUUGCUCGCUAAUCUCAGCCAGGUUUUCCUGUACCAAAACGGGCUUUCGGGUCAUAUUCCGUCGGGUUUUGCCGAGUCUUCGAGGUUGUCCGAAGUCGAUUUGUCGAUGAACAAUUUGACCGGCGAAAUCCCAGGCGGGUUUGGAGAGUUACAGAGACUAGAGACUUUAAAUCUCUUUUCAAAUCAGUUGUAUGGUGAAAUUCCACCAAGCAUAGGCUUAAUCCCAUCUCUGAAAAUUUUUAAGGUUUUCACGAAUAAUUUCAGCGGGAUUUUGCCUCCUGAAAUGGGGUUUCAUUCCCGGCUAGAAGCCUUUGAGGUUUUCGGCAAUAGGUUCACCGGAAACCUGCCGGAGAAUUUGUGCGCCGGCAAGGCUCUGACUGGGAUAACAGCGUAUGAAAACAACCUGACCGGGGGAAUCCCGAGAUCACUUGAGAAUUGCGACGCUUUGAGGACUAUUCAGCUUUACAGCAAUGGGUUUUCCGGGGAAGUUCCGGCGGGGAUUUGGACUCUGAACAACUUGACUAGCGUGAUGCUGAGCGACAACUCAUUCUCCGGCCAGCUUCCGAGCAAGGUAGCACAGAAUUUCACAAGGUUGGAGAUCAACAACAACAGAUUCUCCGGCGAAAUCCCCGCCGGCGUAUCGUCAAUGAAGACAAUUAUCGUGUUUCAGGCGAGUAACAACCAGCUUUCCGGUCAGCUCCCGGAGGAAUUCACUGCCCUUUCCCAUCUCAUUGAGCUGAAUCUCGCUGGGAAUUCUCUCUCCGGCGAACUCCCAUCCAAAAUCCUCUCAUGGUCAUCGUUGACCACCUUGAAUCUUGCCGGAAACCAUCUCUCCGGCAACAUCCCAGCCGCCAUUGCUUCUUUGCCUGAUCUUCUUGAUCUGGACUUAUCCCAGAACCAAUUCUCCGGUUCAAUCCCCCCUGAAUUAGGCCAUGUAAGGCUCACUAGCCUUAACCUCUCCUCAAAUAAACUCUCUGGGAACAUCCCAGACCAGUUUGAUAACAUGGCCUUUGAAACCAGUUUCUUAAACAAUCCUAAUCUGUGUUCCCACAACCUUAAACUCCCAGGUUGCAAUGCCCAAUCUCGCGGGGGCUCUAACAGCCUCUCACCCAGGAUUCUUGCAGUGAUCCUAGUCCUGGCAAUCACUGUCUUCCUGGUCACAAUUAUAGUAACCUUGUACAUGCUCAGAGACUACAGGAAAAAGAAGCACAUUCAAGAUAUCGCGACCUGGAAGGUAACCUCGUUCCAGAAAUUGGAUUUCUCAGAGGAGAAUAUCCUGUCCAGUUUGACAGAAACCAAUAUGAUUGGUAGCGGUGGCUCAGGAAAAGUGUACAAGAUCUCGACGGGUAAGUUAGGCGAGUAUGUUGCUGUGAAAAGGAUCUGGAAUGACAGAAAACUGGACCAUACUCUGGAGAGGGAGUUUCUAGCUGAGGUCGAGAUACUAGGUUCGAUCAGACAUUCGAACAUCGUUAAACUGUUGUGUUGUGUUUCGAGCGAUGGAUCGAAGCUGCUGGUGUAUGAGUAUAUGAGUAUUAUUCCAAAACAGCCAAAUUCCUCCGAGUACCCAACCGAUUCAACCCUAAUCCAUUCAUCAAAGGCAAACGAAGAGCAAAUGUCAUUGGCCUGCACCCCUGAGACCUUAGGUUCGAAGAGGCAGAUCAAUGACGGCUUAUGUAAAUGCAAUAAAUGUUUAAGGAUGCGCCUGAACGAAGCCGAGGCAGCACCCUGA